AUGUCAAGUGUACAAGAACAAGAGUUACAAGACCAUUAUAAUGAUGUUAUGAGUAGUGAUGGUGAGGAUGAUGAUGUUGAGAUGCUAGAUUCUGUGAAUGAGGAUCCAACUGUUGGUUGUGCACCUGCAUGUCCUGCACCAGUUUCACGUGGAAAGAAAAAUAAACUUAGAUCCCAAGUUUGGGAAUUUUUUAAACUUGUUAAAUAUAAAGAUGGAACAAAGAAGGGAGUGUGCAAGUCUUGUAAUGUAGGAUAUAAAUAUGAAAGCCAAAAAGGUAAAACCUCAGCCAUGAAAAGGCAUAAGUGCCCUAACCGUCAGUCUAUGGACGUAGGGAAGAGGAUAUUAUCUGCAAACAAUGGCCAGUUGUCUACCCGCGUACGCAAAGUUGAUCAGAUGAAAUUACGAGAUCUGUUUUCAGCAUUACUCAUUGCAAGAAAUGUUCCAUUUGCUUUGGUGGAGUGGAAAGAAUUUAGGGAUAUAUGUAGGAUAUGUCUAACAUCAGACAUGUGGACUUCUGUAACAACUACUGGAUAUAUAAGCUUAACUGUGCACUAUCUUGAUCAAGAUUGGGUGUUGCAAAAGAAGCUUCUGAAUUUCCGUGCUCUUCCACCACCUCAUACAGCUCUUAUUGUAAAAGAAGGACUUAAGAAGAUUGAUCCAGCCGUGCUUAAGAUAAGAGCGUCAGUGAAGUCCCUUAAAAAGUCCCAAGUAAGAAAACAAAAGUUCUUGGACAUUGUUGAUACUUUAGGAAUGUCUGGAAUAAAAAGGGGUAUUCGUCAAGACGUAAAGACAAGGUGGAAUUCAACUUAUCUUAUGUUAGAUAGUUGUAUCCUGUAUAAGCCAGUUUUCUCUCAUUUGAAGUUGGUAGAUUCAGACUAUGAAGACUGUCCAACUGAUGAAGAAUGGGAACAAAUUGAAGUAGUCACAAAGUUUCUCAAGGUGUUUCAUGAUCUCACAAAGAUAUUUUCUGGUAGUAAGCAUCCUACUUCCAAUCUGUAUUUUGAAAGAAUUUGUCAGGUUCAGGUGUUACUAAAGAAAGAAAGUAGAAAUGAUAUUGAAUUCAUUAGGAACAUGUUGUAUCCUGAGGUGAGAGAAUUAGAACGUGAAGUUAAUAAAGUGCGUAGUAAUAUGACAGCACUUUUUAAUGAGUAUUACACCUUGUUAAGUUCAAGAGCUUUCAAUAGUUGUGCAACUCAGAAUUUGGGUAUUCAAAAUGGUGGGAAUUCUGCUGCCGAAGAAGGGAGUGAUUUUUUUCAGGAAUAUGUUGCAACACAGGAACGUGGUGGUGAUGUACUUAUUGACUUGUCAGAGUUAGAUGAAUAUCUUGGCGAGUCGUACAGGGGUUGUCUAAAUUCACCACUCGACAUCCUAAACUAUUGGAAGAACCAUGAACAACGAUUUUCGGAAAAGAAGAUAUGGAUGAGAACAAUGGGAUUAUUGAAGAAGAUGUAUUAG
This is a messenger RNA of Papaver somniferum (opium poppy), 1455 nucleotides long. Its product is annotated as zinc finger BED domain-containing protein RICESLEEPER 2-like. Lineage: Eukaryota; Viridiplantae; Streptophyta; Magnoliopsida; Ranunculales; Papaveraceae. The transcript has 7 exons. The coding region runs from base 1 to 1455 and encodes 484 amino acids. The record is from RefSeq and is a predicted model, not a curated record.